CUCCACCCACCCCUCCCACACAAAUCGAAGGCCUCUGAACCUAACCACCUUAAGGGAGCGACAGCCAGACAGAACUGACCCACUUCUGCCAAGACCCAUCCUCAUCUUCCUUUCUGGUGAAUGAGGAGUGGUGGUGGAUGUCUUCUAGCCCUGGGUGGACAGAGGGGCUUCCAGAAAGAGCGGAGGAGGAUGGCCAGUGGGAAUGGGUUUCCUUCAUCCUUGGCCCUGGUGGCCAAGCGCCCCUGCGCCCUGGGCCCAUUCCCCAGAUACAUCUGGAUCCACCAGAACACACCCCAAGACAGCCUAGACAAGACUUGCCAUGAAAUCUGGAAGAGAGUUCAAGGCCUACCUGAAGCCUCACAGCCCUGGACCUCCAUGGAGCAGCUCUCUGUCCCCGUGGCUGGAACUCUAAGAGGCAAUGAGCUCAGCUUUCGAGAAGAAGCUCUGGAGCUCAGCAGUGGCAAAGAUGAGAUCUCCUUGUUGGUGGAACAGGAGUUCCUGAGCCUCACUAAAGAGCACUCGAUCCUGGUCGAAGAGAGUUCUGGGGAGCUGGAGGCACCAGGCAGCUCUCCUGAGGGCACCAGAGAGCUGGCUUCCUGCAUUCUUGCCCCUCCUCUAGCGGCAGGCAGUAGUGAGCGCCCCAGAGCCUCCAUGAUUGUUGGAGACAAGCUUCUGAAGCAGAAGGUGGCCAUGUCCGUUAUCAGCAGCAGGCAGGACUGUGAUUCUGCCACGUCUACUGCCACAGACAUUCUGUGUGCCGCCAAGGUCAAGAGCAGCAAGGGGACAGAGGACAGGGGCCACAUCUUGGGUGACUCCAACUUGGAGGUCAGCAAGCUUCUGUCCCAGUUCCCACUGAAGUCCAUUGAGACAUCCAAGGCCCCCGACAACAAGAGGGUGCUGAAGGAGACAAGAGUCACCAAGGACUUCCUACAGGACAACCUGUUCGGUGGCUCUGAACCCAAGGAGCCCACAGGGCUGAGCCCAUUUCUGCUGUUUCCUCCCCCACCUCCUCCUGCACCCCCUGACAAGCUCCCUGAGCUCCCUGCUCAGAAGAGGCAGCUCCCAGUGUUUGCCAAGAUCUGUUCCAAGCCCGAGGCUGACCCUGCUGUGGAGAGGCACCACUUGAUGGAAUGGAGCCCUGUCACCAAGGAGUCAACAAAGGGUCAGGAGAGCCUCUUUCUCAGUCAGUGGCCCCAGAGCCAGAAGGACACCUGUGGUGAGGAGGGUUGCUGUGACCCAGUGGGCACCGCAUCACUGACCCUGCCGCCCAAGAAACCUGCAUGUCCAGCCGAGAAGAACUUGCUCUAUGAGUUCCUUGGGGCCACCAAGAACCCAAGUGGGCAGCCAAGACUUCGAAACAAAGUAGAAGUGGAUAGGCCAGAGCUGAAACUUAACGCACCUGUGACGGUUGCUGAUAAGAACAACCCGAAGUACACAGGGAAUGUUUUCACUCCACACUUUGCUACAGCCUUGACCUCAGCAACCCUGAACCAGCCACUCUGGCUCAACCUGAACUAUCCACCUCCACCAGUGUUCACGAAUCACUCUACCUUUCUGCAGUAUCAGGGCCUGUAUCCACAGCAGGCAGCGAGGAUGCCCUAUCAGCAGGCUUUUCACCCCCAGCUGGGAUGUUACUCCCAACAGGUGACGCCAUACAACCCACAGCAGAUGGGACAGCAGAUCUUCCGCUCUUCCUACACCCCACUACUGAGCUACAUCCCUUUUGUCCAGCCCAAUUAUCCCUACCCUCAGAGGACACCUCCAAAGAUGUCUGCCAACCCCCGAGACCCUCCCCCAAUGGCAGGAGAUGGACCACAAUACCUCUUUCCCCAAGCAUAUGGGUUCGGCUCAACAUCCGGAGGGCCCUUGAUGCACAGCCCCUAUUUUUCCUCCAGUGGGAAUGGCAUAAACUUUUAGAUCUCCUUCUCUUCCCCCUUUUCCUCCCUUAGCCCUCGGAUCACCGCUAAGGGCUUUUUGAAUUUUUGGAUUCUGCAAAAGCUUGGUAUGAAGUUUGGAAAGGCAAGGUUCUGACCAGGUCACAGACAGAAAACAGCAAGACCAGAUUCAUCUAUUGGCCAACACUGACACACAAACAGCCCCCCUCACACAUGGCACAAGCUACACACACACACACACACACACACACACACACACACACACACGCUCCUCAUAUUCAUACUUGCUUGCUCAACCACUUAUGCAUCUGUAUUUAGCUAACAUGAGUGAUUUUUGUUUUUGUUGUUGUUGGUAAAAUAGAAGUAAGACACUUAAUUUUAGAAAGUUUGUAUUUUAUGAUAAAAGUAUGAGCUGCUUGAAA
Molecule: messenger RNA, 2317 nt
Organism: Piliocolobus tephrosceles (Ugandan red Colobus)
Lineage: Eukaryota; Metazoa; Chordata; Mammalia; Primates; Cercopithecidae
Gene: C1H1orf94
Product: chromosome 1 C1orf94 homolog
Exons: 7
Coding region: 121-1917 (598 amino acids)
Source: RefSeq, a predicted model, not a curated record